Messenger RNA from Eublepharis macularius, 4810 nucleotides. RefSeq names its product phosphodiesterase 9A (gene PDE9A). The coding region runs from base 203 to 1387 and encodes 394 amino acids. The record is from RefSeq and is a predicted model, not a curated record. NCBI's taxonomy places the organism in Eukaryota, Metazoa, Chordata, Lepidosauria, Squamata, Eublepharidae. Gene Ontology annotation, biological process: cGMP catabolic process. The transcript has 16 exons. Gene Ontology annotation, molecular function: 3',5'-cyclic-GMP phosphodiesterase activity.
CCUGCAGUUGUACUGCUGCAAAUGCCAUUUAUAAAGACUAUCGAUCUUCAUGCUUCAGAACAUAAUUUGAUCUCAACAAACAUCUGCCCCGUCUAUAGAAAAAGAGGAAUUGAUCCAGAAUUUGCUGGCACAAGUGGCUGAACAAUUCUCAAGGGUAUUUAAAAUCAAUGAACUGAAAACAGAAGUAGCUAAUCACUUGGCAAUGUUGGAGAAAAGAGUUGAAUUGGAAGGACUGAAAGUAGUGGAGAUUGAAAAGUGCAAGAGUGAUAUUAAAAAGAUGAGGGAUGAAAUGGCAGCAAGGAACACCAGGACCAACUGUCCCUGUAAAUAUAGCUUUCUGGAUGAAAACAAGAAGCUGAUACCCCAAAGGGAUGUACCAUCCUAUCCCAAGUACAUGCUUUCUCAGGAGACAAUUGAAGCUCUUAGAAAACCAAGUUUUGAUGUCUGGCUAUGGGAACCCAAUGAGAUGCUGAGCUGUUUAGAACAUAUGUAUCAUGAUUUAGGAUUAGUGAAAGACUUUAACAUCAACCCUAUCACACUGAAACGAUGGCUGCUGUGCAUUCAUGACAAUUACAGAAACAAUCCAUUCCAUAAUUUUCGACAUUGCUUCUGUGUCACCCAGAUGAUGUACAGCAUGAUCUCACUCUGCAGUCUCCAGGUAAAACUUUCCCAGAUUGAUAUCUUGAUGCUAAUGACUGCAUCUGUGUGUCAUGAUCUGGAUCACCCAGGAUAUAACAACACGUACCAGAUUAAUGCCCGGACAGAGCUUGCUGUGCGCUACAAUGAUAUUUCUCCACUCGAGAAUCAUCACUGUGCUGUGGCUUUCCAGAUUCUUGCACAGCCAGAAUGCAACAUUUUUUCCAAUAUUGAUCAGGAACCGUUUAAAAAGAUAAGGCAGGGAAUAAUUACUUUAAUCCUAGCAACAGACAUGGCAAGACAUGCUGAAAUACUAGAAUCCUUUAAGGAAAUACUGGACAAUUUUGAUUAUUCAAAUGAAGGGCAUGUGACCCAGUUGAAAAUGGUACUGAUCAAAUGCUGCGAUAUCUCCAAUGAAGUACGCCCAAUAGAAGUGGCUGAACCAUGGGUAGACUGCUUGUUAGAGGAGUAUUUUAUGCAGAGUGACCGGGAAAAGUCUGAAGGCCUUCCAGUGGCCCCUUUCAUGGACCGAGACAAAGUGACCAAACCUACAGCACAGAUUGGUUUCCUGAAGUUUGUCCUUAUUCCAAUGUUUGAAACCAUAGCAAAGCUUUUUCCAGAGGUUGAAGAAGUAUUGCUCCAACCCCUGUGGGAAUCCAGGGACCGCUAUGAGGAGCUGAAGCAAAUAGAGGAUGCUAUGAAAGAGUUACAGAAGAAGAAGAAUGAAAGUUUGGCCACAGAAGGCAGGUAAAAGUAAGAAGCAAAGCAAAUGACAGGGCAUAUCAAGCACUAUAAUGGACACAAAGAUCCUUUUGAGGUUUGCCAGGUCCAUGCUGUGAGGCAGUGCAGCUGAGCAUUAUGGGACAGCAUGGCAUUGAAAAAGAAUGCAGUUGGAGAGCUGAUAUCACCAUAAGCACUUUUCAAGUUCCUUAUCUAAAGACUAGCUUGUAUCCUUAUGGAUGCGAAUUAUAAGGAACCUCUGCUGUUGUACAAGUUUUUUUUUUAAUUUUUAGAGUUGUCUUCUAAAUAAUAUAUUCUUAUACAAAAAAAGUUGCUGUAAUUAUUCUCUUUUGUAGGUUUUAUAUGUUUUGAAAAACUUCUGCUUGUUCCAUGCAGACAUAUUGGGGGAAUUUGUACUUCUUAAGACAGUUGUUUUAGAAAGAUUUAUGUUGUGUUGUAGACCAUUAAAAUAACAACCAUUACUCUCAUUGUGCCUAUCUAAAUAUUAAGAGCCAGACUCUACCCUAGUUGAUGUUUCCUGUCACUUUGCUGAAGCCUCAGACAAAAUCUGAUAGCAGGCCAUGCAGAAGAACCAUAAUGGUAUCUUCCCUGGUCAGCAAAUAGUACCUGAAAGAGCCUUUGGGGAAAGAAUGAAAAAUGGAGGACAAAGUUUUUAAGCUACUGCUCGUGGUCUUCUGCCUAUUCUCAUUGCCACAAAUGGCACUUUUGCACACCUCUCUGAGGGUGACUGAGGGGACAGAUGGCAGUUUAGAAGGAUGUACAUGGCUUAGGGCUUUCUUGUUGCCUUACCUCUCAGCGCUGGGAGACUGUCAGCUGACCUGGGAAACGUCUGAAGCCACAUGAAGCAGACCCAAUCUGAGGCUUAGCAAGUUUGGAUCUAUAAGCUAUAUGAAUGGGAGACCACCUGGGAGCUGGAGGCGAGCCAAUCUUUUGAGGAAAAACAGGGUAUAAGUGCAAUAAAUAACUAAAAUUCCAACAAAGCUCUUUUGUUGUUGUUUUUUGGCAUUUCCAGCAUCACUGCUAAUUUAUUUAGAAUAUAUAUAAUGGUGUGUAGUGUGUGUGUGUCUAAAAUACAAAGAUCCCAAAUGGUAGCCAUAUUAGUCUUCAGCAGCCAAACACCAGAGUGCUUUGCAUGGUAAUGUAACAUACUUUUCUGUUUAAGGGUCCCUGGCUCUUGACAGUUUAUGCCUCAGGAAGUGUGUAAGUCUUUAAAGUGCUAUCAAACUCUUUGUUGAUGUGGCUAGACUAUUCUGCUAGCCAAAAUACUCUCAGAAAUUGUGCUAAGUGUGCAUAGAGAUGAGUAUUUGAGAAUUUGGUUAAAUUUGUAUAACUGAGGUUCCUAUAAUGAACAGUAUGCAUGAUAUGCCUGAGUGGUUCUGGAUGGAGCAGUACAUUGCUCAGAGGCAGAGCACAUGUUUUAUCUGCAAAAUAUAAAAAAAGUUUAAUCCCUGAAAUUAACAGUUAGAAGAAUCACAGACUGUGUGACAAAAGAUGUUCUUUGAAAGUGGAUCUCUUUGCUGUCUCUGUAUAAGGCGUCACCAUAUGUUCUUAGGGCAUCCUAUAUUGGAGAAAAGCUGGCAACUGUUUGAGGCACUUGGUAAAGGUAUGUUUAUGGUAUUCAUUUCAGCAUUAGACAAUGAGAGUCUGGACCAAUGUAAGCAACUGAAAACUGGCAUCAUUGUUCCCUGGUUACAGAAGAGUAAUUGAUGCAUGAAAAUACUAAAUUGUUGUUUCACACAGAAACCUUCAAAUAUAGACAGGGCUUCAGUGCCACUGCCAACCAUCAGUUGUCUCUACAUGUGGCAUCUAGGAUACAGAUAGUUUCUGCAUCUUAAAGUUUUGCAUUAAUGAGAGGAUGGGGAAUCUUAAAGCAGGUGCAAUUUUCCCUUCUACCUACUUCUUAAUAGUACAGAAUUCUCAAAGGCUAGGCUUGACAGUAUUUGAGUACAUGUAAAAGACUAUAUGCAUUAGUCCGCUUUCUGGCCACAUGUACUGUCCACUGUCCACUGUGUCCCAUUGCAGAUUUGUACAUGAAACCACAAGAUGUGUGGAGCUAUAGAAAGGCAGGAGUGGAAUAUGAUGGGAGUCAGAACCUCUACAGGGAAUCAGGUUCCACAAGGCCUGGAUGCACUGGUCUCUGGUGUACACAUGGUUUUAAUGUGAUAUUUCUUAGGAUGUGGUAUUGAUCAAUGUCAGUUUUCUGGGCUUUACAUUGUUUUAGGCUUGUGCUGGAAACUGCUUUGAUCAUUCUGAAAAAGCAGUGUACUACUAUAUUAAAUACACAGCAGAAGUUGCAUUAGCCUGCUGUAGCGCACUUGGGGAAGAGAUAUGUGAAAAAGCUGAAGAAGCCUAUCUACGCAGGUAGGACUGAGAAAGAGGCUGUGUCUCUGCUCCCACAUCUGGAAGAUGAGGUGGUUGUAAAGAUACAAUUAAGGGUUCUGGAAAACUGACUUUUCUAUUGAAACUCUGGUUUGUCAGGCUGCGAGUGUGAGCAAUUGACACAACCAGCAUUCCUAAUGGAGUUCUACUGUAACCAAAGACAGAAUAAGGCCAUAGGUUUUUGUCCAGAGUGUGACAGUUGUACCACCAGAGAGGCACAUUAACUAGAAAGAACAAGGAACCUCUUGUAUAUAUUCUCUACAGUUCUGAACCAAAGGUGCAUGAUGUAUAAGUCACCUGGGAUCUGAUGGUGAGACACUAGUAUAAGAAACACACCACUCUGAGUACCAAUCUUAGAUGUAAAUUUUAACUUGAAAAUGUAUGGUAAUUUCUGCAUGGGGUUGUUUUACGCUGUUCAUUAGGGUGGACUAUAAAUACAAAAUAGCACACAAGGAAGGCGCUGUGCUCAAGAGAAGGGCACGUGUACCCAAGCCAUAUGCUGCCAAGCAGUAGAGUUCUGUUUUAAAAAGAAACAUGUAGGUGGGCACCCAGACUUUCUUCCAACCAAAACAGGAACUAUCUUGCUCAGCUCUGGCUUUCCUUUCCAACGGACCUCAGUGACUAAUGCUGGGUGCUCUAGCACUGACUAAUAGUCUUAUCACUUUAACUGUGACAAGAUGUUUUGGAAUGGCAAACUUUUAAUCACUCCUGAAUUUAUCUAUGUAUGUUAUUGGUUUUAAUUAGAGAUAGCUAACAUAUUUGGGGGGCUCACUAUAUCCCAUUUUUAUCCAUUUCUAUUCAUUGCAACUAUUGUUCCAGCUGUUCUGAAAUUCACACAUGAUGUGAACUCAUCCUCGGAAGCAUCUCCUCCUUCACACUCUCUCUCUGUCACUGCCUGGCCGUUUUCUCAGCAUUGUUCCAGGAGGAAGGGGCUGCCAACAAAUAUCUGUAGUUCUACCAUUUUGCUUUUGUGUUCCAAAUAAUUGUAAUUUAUUUUUAACAUGGAACUAGAACAAACUUAAUAGUAGAAUAAAAGAUACCAUUUUCAAUGUUA